Notolabrus celidotus (New Zealand spotty) is the source of this 5869-nucleotide messenger RNA. RefSeq names its product zinc finger protein 644b (gene znf644b). The transcript has 8 exons. The record is from RefSeq and is a predicted model, not a curated record. Gene Ontology annotation, cellular component: nucleus. Gene Ontology annotation, biological process: regulation of transcription by RNA polymerase II. Gene Ontology annotation, molecular function: RNA polymerase II cis-regulatory region sequence-specific DNA binding; DNA-binding transcription factor activity, RNA polymerase II-specific. Lineage: Eukaryota; Metazoa; Chordata; Actinopteri; Labriformes; Labridae. The coding region runs from base 601 to 4164 and encodes 1187 amino acids.
AGCGAGGGCUUCUCUAAUGUAAGAUGUGCUUAUGAAUAGCAACCAAAGUCUAAAUGGAUCAUCCAUCCCUGGUCUCCCCUACACAGGUGAUCUAAUGAAAGUCAAUGUACUAAGUUAGUUCUUCUCUGUGAGGAGAGGGGGGGUAGUUUUAUUCUGGAUCAUAUGACUUACAGUUUCACACGUACAAACUUAAGUUCUGUUAUAUCCUCUGAUGUGUCGCCUUAGUUUUGUGUGGUUUAGAUCAUAAAGUAAGCAGGUCGUACUGUCAUUAGGAGCUGGACUGGACAGGACACAUGGGGGGGUUCGGUGUACAGCCAAGGUGACGCUUAUAGCUCAACCUCCACCGUGAACAUCCCUCUCCUCUGGACCAGAGUGCAACCUGCGUGUUUUUAAACCAAAAUGGCGACACAGUGGACGAGAGGAGAAAAGAAGCCACCGUGUGAAGUGCAGGGAAAAACUUGAGGACAUCCAGAGUCGUCGUCCUGAGGUUGAAAGAUGUGGACUGAAUGACUUGACCAUUUUGCAGGGGCGAUAACAGGUGUGUUUUCUUAGAGACGUGAUGGAUAUAGUGCUUCUACGUAGACUGAAAGCAUUGCUACUAUGUCUGAUCUGAAGCCAAAUGCACAAAAGGACAAAGACGUGGAAUCUGUGUCUGUCAGCCCAGGUCGUACUCAGGAGCCAUUGCAGAGUCACACAUUCUCCCUGAAGAACAAUGCUGCAGGUCUGUCCUCAGAUGAACACGAAAACCCUUUAAAUGGAACCCAGCCGAAUCCAUUUGUAUACAGCAGUGUCCCUGCUGUUCCCCAUGCAGGCAAUUCAUUGCCUUCAGGAGCACUUGUUAAUGGACCUGGUUCACACCCCACCUCAGAGGUACACUGUGUCCUGAACAAAGGCACUGUUUUAUCCAACAAUGUCCUGGAUGCCGCGUGGCAAGCGGAGAAGGACACGAGCCCCGAGGUGUUACCACCACCUAGUGAGCUUCAAUCAGACGCUUGGAAGAACACAGCGGGGCCCGUCGUAAAAACACCAGCCACACAGCCAGGUGUCAACACGCCACUGUCUCACUCGGAGGAGAAUGAGUCUAAACUGGCCUAUUCCACACUGUCAGGUGACGGUGCGGAGCAAAUGCACAUUAGCCAACCUUUGACAAAACAGACAAUGAAAACAAGAUCUCGGCGGGAUGCAGAAUGGUCAGAGAGCUCCUCGGAUGAUUAUGAUGAUGCUGAAGUAAUCAGAUGGGAUUCAGCAAGGGAGCGAUUCUUGCACAAUGACAGAAGGCUGGAGACCAAAGUGAUGCACCAAAGAGACAGGAAGCACAAUACACACGUAAAAAGCAUGUCAGGCUCUGCGGAAAAGGUUAACAACAGCUUAAAUCACACACACAGACAUUUCUGUGUCUGCAGCAGUAAUGAUGUUGAAAAUGUUGACUUUGCAGACAAAGAUGAUUCUUUGGGUACACAGUCUGAUAUUAAAUAUUCCAUUGUUCCCCUGAAAGAUCUUUCCAGGAACACAGCUUCAGACUCUGAGCACCUUAUUUAUAGCUCGGCACAGGAAAGCUGUAAUGAGGAAAAUGACCCUGAAGAUGAAGACAGUUUUACUCCCAAAGUAGAACAGUUCACGACAGAACAAGUUGAACAAGAUCCACCUUCCUUUUCAUGCACAAAAUGCAAUGUUAAUUACAAGGAAAAAAGACAUUUCCAUAGACAUAUGAUGUAUCAUUUAGGCAAGAAUAAUCAGGUGAACUGUGAGAAUGUUUCACAGCCCUUUAUAUGCAGAGAGUGUGGGCGUCUGUUCUGUGAUAGCAGCUCUCUCAUGAGGCACAUCAUUAUUCACCAAGACAGACUGGAAAAACUUAUGGAGGAAAUCAAAGGUCUCAAAAACACAGAAUCAGAAGACAGGGGCAGCACAGUGCAUUGCCCUCAGUGUGUGCUUGGCUGUAAUUGCCCUAAAAUCUUAGUCCAGCAUGCCAAAGCACACGAUAAUCUGAAGCAUUACUACUUCUGUGAGGAGUGUAACUACAUUACACUGACCCAGCAGGCACUUGAAGUCCAUUUAAAGUCUGCACAUCUGAACACUAACCAGCCAAGAUUUAAAAGAAUGUCUAAAUCAAAUGAUGAAUUCAAAGUAGACCAUGUUCAGUUUAAGGGAUUCUUCAAAAACAGAAACAAACGUGCAUCUCAUGGAUGCUUUGAGGCUAAAAAGGUUGCCAAAAAACAAAAUGCUGAGUCUAAACCAACCAAAAUCAUAGCAGCCCUUUUCUCUGGUUGUUCAAACCAGAAGAGGGAUAUUAACAUUCAAAAGCUAAAUGACAAAACCAUUUCAUCCUCUAAAUUCAAGUCCUGCAGGAGCAUGCUUCCCCCGUCUUUGUGGAGGGUUGACAGGGAUGGGAAAUUACUCCUACGAUCUGCAGAAAAAUUAGAUGCAGCACCUGGUUUUACCUGUAUGGAUGCUGAAAACAAUAACUGCAAGGCUUUUGGCAGCACAAAGCAGGAGAACUGUCCCGCAAAUGCUGAUUUUUCACUCUCAGCAAAAAGUCUUAAAUUAGACCAGAUGCUUUGUCCGGACAACAAGAAUGACUGCUCAAGCGGGAGUUUGCAAGCGAAAGCAAAGCAAAGUUUUCUAUUAACAAGAAAAACGUUGACACCCUCGUAUAAAACUAUUGACAGUGCGAAUGUUGAUUUAUCACUACGGCUUAGCCAGAGGCACAAGAAACAUACUGCAGAUUGUGAGUUAGAGAAAGGCUGGGAGGGCAGCAGUAACUUCUGGGAUGCUAACAUAGGAACAUGCAGCUUCUUGAAGAGCGGAGAGAAGGAAAAGAACCUGUGUGCUCAGAGGUACUUCAAAAAGAGGCGGAGGUUUCCAGUCCAAGACCAAACCCCCCGUGUGCGCAAGGAUGAAGAUGGUGAAGAUGAAGACUGCAGCGACAUAGAGCAGCUCCUCAUCAAGGAGGAAUGUACAGACACCACAGUGUGGGAUGAGUCCGCCUGCAUGUCUACAAGUGACAGCUCUGAUGUUGUUCCCACACCAGGAGUACGACGCAAGCCCUGUCCGUACUGCCCCGCCAUGUUUGACUCAGGAGUGGGUCUGUCCAAUCAUGUGCGAGGACACCUGCACAGAGUGGGCUUGAGCUACAACGCUCGACACAUGGUGUCCCCAGAGCAGGUGGCAAUGCAGGACCAUCAUCCAACAGUCCGCAGGAGGAACCCGUGUCGUACGGAGAAAAUGAGAAAAGCUGUGAAGGCAGAACCCCGAGGAGAGCACAAAUGUCCCCUGUGCUGGGCUUGGUUUGAUUCUAAGACCGGCCUCUCCAACCACGCGAGAGGACACCUGAAAAGAAUAGGUAGAACUGAAACCAGCACCAUGAAGUCUCCUCUGUCAUUCUUAAAUGAUCUGCUGCAGGACAAACGGGAACAUCCGAACAUCCUCAACAAAAGACAGCUCUCGCCUGGAUCUCAGACGUUAAUCUACAGCAAAGGCCUGGACCUCAUGCACAAGGGUGUUCCUGUAAAAAUCCAACGUGAGAUGAAGAGGCCACAUCUCAUGUCGGACAACUUUAUACCAAAACAGGAGAACACCUACGCAGAAAAGAAUACGCUUCAGGUGGAAGCACAAAGAGGCACAAAGGCCUCCCAAAGCACUUUAGUUAAACUACUCGAGAAGAGAGAGGAAAGAGUGGGAACCAACGAAGAUACCUAUGCAGCCAGAGAGCUCUGUGGUCUGACCAAAGAUUACAAGGUGGAGACAGAGAUGACCAGCGUUGGAACAAAGUGGCUUCAUGAUGAAUGUGAUUCAAAACACAUCUUCAGAAAAUGUGACACCUUCCCGAUGCUUCCUGAUCAUCUCACAGCCUUCGCACACAGACAGAGGACGAGCAUGUUUGAAGGACUCGGCUAUGAUUAUAAACAGAGGAAGCUGAAAUCAAGGCCCGGGCUAAAGAAGAAGAUUUUCUCCUCCUUGAAUGCUGAGAUUUACACGCUCACCUGCAGAUUCUGUGACCUCGUCUUCCAGGGUCCUCUCUCCAUCCAGGAGGAUUGGAUCAAGCAUAUACAGAGACACCUCCUGCACACCAGGGUACCCCACUCAGGGACAGGAAUGGUAGAAGUGCUGGGUCUUCAUCACAAAAUAUCAAUAAGCAUGUCUGGUGAGCACCCAGAGCGUGGCUAGAGUUUUAUGCAUUUAGACUCAGCUGCCUUAGAGUAGUCAUGUUACUGUUCAUACAUAGAAAUAUAUAACAGCAGAAAUGCAUAAGGACAUGGUGUAGAAUCAUAGUAUAUAUUGAUAAAUCUGUAUAUAUUUGAAGAAGUUUGUUGUAGGAUAUUUUCACAUGUUUUUGCCUUAACUCAGCUGAUACAACUUUAAGGACCUUGUAUGUAUUUACAGUUAAUUACAGUGAGACAUACCAGUGCAGAACUGCAGAUAUUAGGGACAAAUUAUUCUGCAAUGUAGGGCAAGAUGAAAAAGUGCCUUGUUUAUAAUGACAAAGUAUUGUUAUAAUGAGAACAUUUCAUUUUAAAAAGAAAAUAAACUCCAAAUCGCUCAAUUUCUUAAAACCAUCUCAUUAUGAAAAGAGACUCUCAGCACCGUACUCUGCUUCAUGAAAAACUUUUGUAGGAACAAGAAAAGUUCAAAGGAGCAUCAGCAUUAAUAUACCAGCAAAAUACAAAAGCCUAAGAAUUGCAAUUAAGUUCAUGUCUCUCUUUCUUUCCGAGCCGACAUAAAACGAUGCUGUGCUCUUGUUAAGCAGCGUUCAUGGGGCUGUCAUUAGUUUGUAGAUUCUUUGAAGGCGUUCACCUCUGUGCUUGUUAUAGAGAGUAUUGGCAUGAUAUUUGACAUGUGUUACCAAAGCAACAAAGUGUUAUCUGAAUCAAAGUGACAUCCUGGGUGUUGCAUUGUGUUGGGACGGUUUGUUCUGAUGUCAUCUUCUGCUUUGUCUCAACCAUCAGUAUAAUUUAUUCAAUAUCGCUUUCAUUAGAGCCGCGAUAGCAAGAUUUGUUAUAAUGGAAAGAAUGUUUUGUGGUUUCAAGAAAAGUUUUCAGUUAAAUAGUACAUUGUUAGAAUUCUUUUCUUUUUGAUUGAGAGUUGUUUAUACAAUAUGUCCAUUACUUUUUCAACUGUGUGAUUAUUUUGCAGAGAAAGUUGAGUAUUUAUACCUGGCAAUUUACCACGCAUUGAGCAAAGAUGACAAUAAGGAAAAUUUAAUUUUGUCCUAUGCGCAAGACACUUUUAUUUUUUUUAAAUAAUUUCCUUUGCCUUUUGGAGCCUUUAUUUAGAGAACAGGAUAGUGGAUAGAGCAGCAAACUGGGAAGAAAAAUAUGUGGAUGACAUGCAACAAAGGGCCACAGAAUGGAAUUGAAUCCUGGCCGCCUGCUUGGAGGAUUAGAGCAUCUGUACAUGGGGUGUGCCAUUUCACCACUGAGCUAAACCAGCACUCAAACUUACAUUUAUUAAUUUAAAUUCAGUAUAAGAGAGAAACAUCUCUGAAACACUAUUUUAUUCCUAGUUAAUCACAAAUAAAGUCUAUUUGUUAUUAGUAAUACCUUUCCAAUGACACUUCUUGUUAGAUAAGCUUUAAGACUAAUUGUAUUUCAGGUUAAUGUGCUAUCUCAAAAUGUUCCUAAUUAUCUAUUUGUAUUCUCUUAAAGUACAGUCUGUUUGAAACUCUGGAGAUCUUACAUAUGUAGAGAUGUAGAGUACCCUUACACACACACUUAUUAUUACAAGUUAUUCAGUUAUUAGAAAUGUGUAUUUUACUACCCCAGUCAGGCUCAAUGAUGUGAGGACUCAGUAUUGAAAGUAUUUUAUUUCAUAUUUUUAGAAAAAUAUUUGAAUAGAAAUGUAUGAUAUAAUAAUAAACUUGCAUGUUCAGAAA